Messenger RNA from Neocloeon triangulifer, 1064 nucleotides. RefSeq names its product glucosamine-6-phosphate isomerase (gene Oscillin). NCBI's taxonomy places the organism in Eukaryota, Metazoa, Arthropoda, Insecta, Ephemeroptera, Baetidae. Gene Ontology annotation, molecular function: glucosamine-6-phosphate deaminase activity; identical protein binding. Bases 130 to 939 code for a protein of 269 amino acids. Gene Ontology annotation, cellular component: cytoplasm. The record is from RefSeq and is a predicted model, not a curated record. Gene Ontology annotation, biological process: D-glucosamine catabolic process; N-acetylglucosamine catabolic process; carbohydrate metabolic process. The transcript has 6 exons.
GUUUCUCUCUCACUUAUUUUUCUUUUGGGCCAUUGAGAAAUCUGUGUGUGCGAAGAGGGAGAUCGUUGACCCUCCGCCGCGGCACCACACACUGACAAACAGAUUGCGAGCAGUCGUCAAGAAGCAAAGAUGCGUCUCGUCAUCCUGGACACUUCGGACGAGGUCUCCGAAUGGGCGGCCAAGUAUGUCAUGAAGCGAAUCAACGACUUCAAGCCAAAGGCCGACCGCUUUUUCGUCCUGGGCUUGCCCACCGGAGGGACACCACUUGGAAUGUACAAAAAAUUGAUUGAAUACUAUAAGGCUGGAAAAGUGUCAUUCAAAUAUGUCAAAACAUUCAACAUGGACGAGUAUGUUGGCUUGCCUCGAGACCACCCUGAGAGUUACCACUUCUACAUGUUCGAGAACUUCUUCAAGCACAUCGACAUUGAUCCCAAAAAUGCUCACAUUUUGGACGGAAACGCUUCAGAUUUGGUUAAGGAGUGCCUUGAAUUUGAGGAGAAAAUAAAACAAUCUGGAGGAGUGGAGCUUUUUGUUGGAGGUAUCGGACCCGACGGCCACAUUGCCUUUAACGAGCCAGGGUCUUCCCUGGUUUCUCGCACCAGGGUGAAAACGUUGGCCCAGGACACCCUGGAAGCCAACGCUCGAUUCUUCAACAACGACAUUUCCAAAGUGCCGAAGCAAGCGUUGACGGUCGGAGUGGGAACCGUCAUGGACGCUCGAGAAGUUAUGAUUCUGAUUACUGGAAACCACAAAGCGUUUGCCUUGUACAAAGCCAUUGAAGAAGGGGUGAACCACAUGUGGACCGUGUCCGCCUUCCAGCAGCACCCCAGCACCCUCUUCAUCUGCGACGAAGAUGCCACUCUUGAGCUGCGGGUUAAAACCGUCAAAUACUUCAAGAAUUUGUGGAGCGUGCACAGUCAGUUGGUGGACAUUGUGUGAUCGACUUAACCCAUCGAUGCAUUCCAUUUUUUUUCCUUUAUCAAAUAUUAUUUUCUCUGGUACGUGUAUUGAGGAUAUAUUUUUUGUUGCCCGUAAUGAAAAUACACUAAUAUCAGGCAUGUUAA